Python bivittatus (Burmese python) is the source of this 3493-nucleotide messenger RNA. Lineage: Eukaryota; Metazoa; Chordata; Lepidosauria; Squamata; Pythonidae. The record is from RefSeq and is a predicted model, not a curated record.
AUGACAGUAUCAGACGUGGAUAGCCAAGGCAUCAAAGUCUUUAAACAAACACAGCAAGCCGCUGCCUCCCUAACAGAAGUAGCAAAGGGGAAUCCUUUGGUCAUAAGGCCUACAAAUGGAUUUGUGACUUCUGACCUCAUCCAUCUGCCAAGAAGAAGAAGAGUUGCUUCAUCCUCAAUUCUGAAGAGUGAGAAAAGGAAGAGGACAAAAAAUGUACAUUUUAAUUGUGUUACGGUAUACUACUUUACCAGGAGGCAAGGGUUCACAAGUGUUCCCAGCCAAGGAGGCAGCACUUUGGGCAUGUCCACUCGUCACAACAGUGUACGCCAAUACACUCUUGGGGAGUUUGCGAUGGAACAAGAGCGGCUUCAUCGAGAGAUGUUAAGAGAACAUCUCAGGGAGGAAAAGCUGAACUCCUUAAAACUCAAGAUGACUAAUAAUGGCACUGUGGAAUCUGAGGAAGCAAACACUUUGACGCUGGAUGACAUUUCUGAUGAUGAUAUAGAUCUAGACAACACUGAAGUCGACGAGUACUUCUUUCUACAGCCUCUGCCAACAAAGAAACGAAGGGCCCUCCUGCGAGCCUCUGGAGUCAAGAAGAUUGAUGUGGAAGAAAAACACGAGCUGAGAGCCAUCCGUCUUUCAAGGGAGGACUGUGGCUGUGAUUGUCGAAUCUUCUGUGACCCGGAAACUUGCACUUGCUGCCUUGCAGGCAUAAAAUGCCAGGUGGAUCGUAUGUCUUUCCCAUGUGGUUGCACUAAAGAAGGAUGCAGUAAUACAGCUGGUAGAAUCGAAUUUAACCCCAUCCGGGUUCGGACUCACUUUUUGCACACUAUCAUGAAACUUGAAUUGGAGAAAAACAGAGAGCAGCAAGUCCCCACACUGAAUGGUUGCCAUGCUGAGCUAAGUGCGCACAGCAGUUCAAUGGGCCCCACCGCCCACCCACUAGAAUUCACGGUUCCAGAGAACUUUGAGCUAGAGGCAGAACCUCGAGCUGCAGUGGUGCACUUGCAAUCGGCAGACGACUUGGAUUGCCCAGGAGAGGAAGAAGAGGAGGAGGAGGAAGAUGCAAGUAGCUUUUGUAGUGGGGUUACAGAUUCCAGCACACAGAGUUUAGCGCCCAGCGAAACAGAUGAAGAUGAGGACGAGGACGAGGAGGAGGAAGAAGACGAAGAGGAGGAGGAGGAGGAAGAGGAAGAGGAAGAAGAAAAAAUAGAUGAAUGUCUGGAAGGCUUGGGGGCUCAUGCUGAUGCAGGUCAAGCCCUUCCUUCUGUCCUUUGCUAUUCAGACAGCACUGCCAUGCAUGAAAACCAGCCAAAGGCUAUUUCCUACUAUCCUAGCUCCUCAUCGCUAUAUUACCAAAUAGAGAAUCACGGCCCUGGCACUCCUAACCAGAUUCGGGAGACUUACUCUGAAAGAGAAACUGUUAAGAACGGUAAUCUUUCUCUGGUGCCUUAUAAUCCAACUUCAGAACCAUUUGUGGACUACGCGCGGCCCUCAGAGGAGAAUUAUGGCAGCUCCCUGUAUCCUUCUUCAAACCCGUCUGUCAUAGUUUGCUGCUCCUCGUCAGAAAGCGAUAACGUUGUUCCAUGUAGCAGUUUAUAUGCUGAACAUCGGCCAAGGCAUUCCCAGGUGGACUUUCCUUCAUACUUGAAAAGUCCUUCGCAAGAUGGAUUUGUUUCUACUUUGAAUGGUGGCACUCACCUCCCAGAGCGUCCCGCUGAGAAUUCACUCAGCCUUUCAGAAAAGAGCAGACUCCAUGAAGAGUGUAUCAAAUCUCCUGUCAUGGAAACAGUACCUGUUUAAAUGAUUUUAGGACCGAAUCACUCUAUUUCAAAUGCACUCUAUUUUAAUUGGAUUCCCUGGAACCAUUCUUAUUUUUUCUCUCAGCAGUGGAGGUAAGGGGAAAGACUGUAGUUAAUGUUUUGAUUUUUUUUUCAUUGUUGUUUUUCUGUAAAGCUCUACUGGCUGUGGCCAUUGCACAAAAACAGUUUGUGUAAAAAGUAAACUUUUAUAAAAAUAGAAUGGUCCUUUGAUAGGAAAUACCCAGAUUUUAAAAUAAUCCACACAGACAUAUAUAUCCACAUCCACAUACAUAUAGUACAAAAAGCAGCCCACAUAUUGAUUUAUGUUGGGCUAACUUACAGCUUCUUAUUUUAUUGUCGGGCCUGUGCAAGAUAAUAAAAAUGUUACUUUGGGAUCUUUAUGUUUGGGGUAUUAAAAUAUCACUCCUAUUUGAAGGUGAUGACUUUUUAAAUAUAAAUGUGACUGCAAACAAAAAAAAACCUGAAUUAUUCAGUAAUGUAUAUUUUAUUUAUUGUAGCUUAGUACUCAUAUCUUGAUAAAAAUGAACUGCUUGCUCUUUGGAGCAGAACAGCACAACCAGAUUUCAUUAGGCAAAUAGAUUUUGUGAGGGCAGUACAGUUGACCACAAACCCUAUUCUUUGAUCUGCACUAGGGACUAUUCAUAUCUGUAACCUAGGAAUGUAGGGGAUAAUCCAGGACAUACCACUAGUUGGACAUAUUUAGUCAUUUUGGUGACACUGGUGUGGCGUUCUUGUUGCAAUUCCUGGCCAGUCUCCAUCUCAAGGAGAGGAGGAUAUAUAAGAAUUCUGUUUUCUAAAUUGCAGGUGGAAGCAGGAACAUUUUUGAGAAAUGUGUAACAUAGGACAAUCCUUAGAUUUUUUGGGGGGUGGGGGGAAGCAGCAUUUAGCAUUACAAGGAAGCUGGGUUAUAUUUUGCUACUCAAUUCUAUCUCUCCAUUCUUUUCAAUCCAUAAACUAUCCUGGGUGAAUGCAUAGUAUUAAAUAUGGACAAUAUCCAGUCAUACUUCUUCAGAUCUUCUCCUUAUUCUUCCCCACAUUCACUGGCCAUUUUUCCUUCUACCAGCACUGUUUUCCUUAUGGCAACCCUCCCAUUUGUGAAGAACUCUGUUGUCAGAAAGCAGAAAAUGGUGGAUAUAUGGGACUGGCUUGGGCCCUCUAUUAAAUAAGAGCACAGUUAUAGUCUUUCCAUGGUUAUUUCUUCAUGUAAAGUUAGGAAUACUAUAUUUUUAUUUAUUAAAAUUAUCUCCCUACUUAUAUGGUGCUCAGAGUGAUCUCCACAAUAGCUUAAGGUAUAAUUCAGAGAGAAUGACUGACCCAAGGUUAUCUUUGGAGGAUUUGAUUUGGGUUCUCCUUGUGGUUUGCUCAUCUCCUCACUGGCACACUUGCUUUCCAUUGGCCCUGGAACCAUUUACUCUCCCCUGCAUACAAUAAUAGUAUGCAAAGAGUCACAUGGGAACAUUAAGCACACUGCUAAUGGAAACAAUCCAGAGAUAUCAAAAGGAAUUCCUUUAGUGGAAUGUCACAUUCCAUUGCUUUUAGUGGGACUUCAUUGCAAUUAACUUUUAGUGGGCUGUGUGCUUUGUACAGGGCAGAGCUGCAGCUUUUGAGUAAGUAUCUUUUUGUUGUUCUGCAACUAACACACUUUAGUGGUGGUUCUUAUUUGUAGU